Messenger RNA from Portunus trituberculatus (swimming crab), 3638 nucleotides. Its product is annotated as palmitoleoyl-protein carboxylesterase NOTUM-like. Lineage: Eukaryota; Metazoa; Arthropoda; Malacostraca; Decapoda; Portunidae. Bases 412 to 2832 code for a protein of 806 amino acids. The record is from RefSeq and is a predicted model, not a curated record. The transcript has 10 exons. Gene Ontology annotation, molecular function: hydrolase activity.
AAAACCAGAGAAGACUAAAGAAAAAGUGGAGCAGGUGGAGAAGGGGGAGGAGGAGAAGGUGGAAGAAGACGAAGAACCAGAAGAAGAAGAGGGAUAAGGAUAAAGAGAAGGAUACACAAGCAAGAACACACAAGCAAACCAUCCACUCUAAACCCUCAACGAUCCAGCCAUCCAAACAACGCCUGGAAAUGAUCUGGCGAAGAGCAGCACGACCGGAUCAAACCACCACUGAUACAUUCCUGCCCCGCGAAUGUGAGAGUUUGGCAUCGUGGAGGGUAAGAUGCAGCAUUACUCGGUCCUGUCUCAGUUCCGGGAGUUGAAGAGAGCACCCCCCGUGACAGAAGGCGAGGCAAAAGGGCAGGAGGAAAGCAGCGGUGAGGAGCAGCUCUGAGGGACAUUGUUGCAAGAGACAUGAUGAAGAUAGGAGUGACUAGACAGAUGUUCCUUACGUGGUGGCGAUGGUGGUGGUACAGGUUGGUGGUGGCGGUGGCAGUGGGGGGCAGCGCGCCGUGGGCCAGGGCUGGGGGCGUGAUGGGCGGGGGCCUGCAUGCAGUGGUGGGGCCUAGUCUAAUGACGCGCUUGGUGGAGACGGAGGCGGUGGCAAGGGUGGCAGCGGCUGCAAACAGGGAGUGCUGCGGCCUGUCAGAUCCUACCACCACGCCCCUCACACGCCACUGGCUUCCCCAUGCUCGCCACAACGGCCACGGCCCAGAUCCCGCUCCAGGUGACUCCCGCCCGGCUGUGUGCAACGAUAAUUCUCCUGCUGGCUUCUACUUAAGACGGUCAACCAACAGUCGCCGCUGGGUCAUGUUCCUGGAAGGUGGAUGGUACUGCUUCGACAGGGAGAGUUGCGAGCAGCGGUGGCACAGACUACGGCCACUCAUGACCUCCCGCGGGUGGCAGGAGACGAGGACCGUGGGAGGCGUGUUGUCCCCCCACCCUGAGGACAACCCGCACUGGUGGACCGCCAACCAUGUACUGGUGCCAUACUGCUCCUCUGACUCCUGGGCGGGCACGAGGUGGGCGGAGGAGGGUUCUGGGUCGUGGUCCUUCCUCGGUAGCGUCAUCGUGGAGCAGGUGGUGAGGGCGCUGGUCACUCACAACAACUUCACGCACGGCCACAAGCUGAUUCUGGCCGGCAGCAGUGCAGGCGGCGUGGGCGUGCUGGUCAACGUGGACCGGGUGGCGCGGCAGCUGGCUCAGAUGGGCGUGCGUGGGGAGGUGCGCGCUGUGUCCGACUCCGGCUGGUUCCUGGACAACGAGCCGUUCAAGCCCCUGCAGUGUGUGGACGCCCACAGCUGCCCGCCCGUAGAGGCCAUUAGGCGCGGGCACGAGCUGUGGCGUGGGCGCAUCCCGGACCACUGCCGCGCCCUCUACCCGACACAUCCGUGGUUCUGUUACUUCGGGUACCGCCUCUACCCGACCUUGCAGUCGCCCCUCUUCGUGUUCCAGUGGGUGUUUGACGAAGCACAGAUGACCGUGGACAACGUGGGCAAGCCGACCUCCAAGCAGCAAUGGGACUACAUCCAUGGCACCGGGGAGAGGCUCAGGCGCACCUUCCAGAACGUGACAGCUCUCUUCGCGCCCUCUUGCAUCGCCCACACUGUGCUCACCAAGAGAAACUGGGCGGCUGUCAAGAUAGGUGACGUGUCCCUCCCUCACGCCCUAUACUGCUGGGACAUCACGCCCUUUGCCAAGCUCACCGCAAGGAGGCAACACGCUGGGGAGGAAAGAGAAGCAGUUAGGACGAUGGAGAACCAGGAGUCGAAGGAGGAUGAGAGACAGACCAUCACUGCGCGGACUAGAGAUGCUGGAAGACGAGGCCACAGACACCAGAACCGCGGUGACAGGAAGGACAAAAGACAAAGACACACAGGCGGCCGUAGGAGGUCAGGGGAGAGGAGCAGGCGGCGGCGUGGCAGAAAGCGGAACAGAAAGGGCCGCAGGAAAUCUCAAACCCGAAGGACACAAACCCAGCAUAAACAGAGACACGAUGACGAUGGACCUGAAGUAAAUGUCAGUGUUAUAGUGUCUCAGGAAACAGGGGAAGAGAAAGAGGAUGAGGGUGGAGACUCAGGGAAGGUGCAAGGGGUGACUCAGGAAGGCGCGGACCUCAGCACUAUAGGCGGGGAGAUGCUCGCUGACUCGCCAAAGAAUCCCUCCCCUGAAUCCUUUGUGGUGGAGUCUAACGCUAUUGGUGACUCGCAGAACUCUUCCGUAACUAGAAAUGGUGGCCGCAGUGGGGAGAGGAGAGAGAAAGCCAGGAGGAGACGCCGGCGAGGCAAGAAAAGGAGUAAAAACAAGGAGAGGGAGAGGAAGCUAAGGAGGAGGGAGAGAAGGAGGAAGAGGAAGGAGAGGAGAAAAAGACUGCCACAGAAGAAGAGGAAGAAGAGGAAGGAAAGGCGAAAAGGGGGCCGUGGAAGACACCGUGACAACCUGAGGCCAGUUCGCUCCAUGCCCCUGCGAAGCCCAGAGCCCUCCCACAGCCCCGCCAACACCCGCAGCCCCAACACAGGUCCGACGUCUACCCUCGGAGCUGGAGAGGUUGGGGGCCAUGCGGGGCAGAGGGAAGAGCUAGUACCUGACGAAGCGUGGACGGAGGAUCUCUGCCCCGCCCAGAAUCUUCACCUAACUGAUCGUUGUGCUUGGCCUCAUUGUAACUACGCGUGUCCCAAGUUACUCAAUCCUUUUACUGGUGAGGAGAUGAACUUCACGGAGCUACUGAAAAGCUUCGGGCUGGACAUGGCUAGUGUGGCCUCUGCGCUCGGCAUAGACAUCCACACUCUGAACUCUAUGGGCAACGAUGAGCUGCUCCUUAUCCUGACGCAGUGAACACAGGAACAUGCGAUCCGCACUAUCUGGACUGGAGUCUAAUGCAGUAACGAGUGGUGAUUGACAGUGACUAAGUGAAAGACUGCAUUUGAGAGAUGAAAUGUGUGUUUAAAGGAGCGAAUUACUAUACUGAAGCGUGUUCCAUUCUAUAUUUAUAGUUUAAAAGGAUCAAAAGUAGCUAAAAGUGUUUAAUACGUAUUCCAGUGUUUUAGUGUUUUCUAAAGAGAUGAACAACUUCAGUAGGGGAUGAAGAGGACCAACAAAGGCCAAGAGUGUCAAGAUGAAGUUUUGCAGUGUGGCUCAAAAGAAUCAAAGAUACCUAAGAGUGUUGAGUGUUGAUAAGGUGACGAAGCGCUUGUCGAUUGGUGCAAUGAGGACAAGGAAGACUCGCGAGUGACUACAAGUGUUCUAAGGCGAUUUAGUGUUUAUUGAGUGUUGCAGUGAAAACAGUGACUGAAUGUGGUUUUAGAGAGAACUAAUGUGACUCACGAGUGAUCUAUGUGUCACUCUCCGUACACACACACACACACACACACACACACACACACACACACACACACACAUACACACACACACACACACACACAAACAAACAAACAGUUAAGGGAUACAUAUACUACUCUAUAAGAUAAUAAUUAAAUCUACUUACGAGUAUAAUGUGAAGGAAAGAACAUCACUCUUCCAUAAUCUAUAAUAAAAUAUACAAGAUUUUUUUUUUUUUGUGUAUGUACGUGUAUAUAAAUAAUGUGAUUUUUCUUAUAUCUACCGCUACGAUUACUACUACUGCUGCUGCUUCUACAACAACU